Molecule: messenger RNA, 667 nt
Organism: Cervus elaphus (red deer)
Lineage: Eukaryota; Metazoa; Chordata; Mammalia; Artiodactyla; Cervidae
Product: hemoglobin subunit epsilon-1
Exons: 3
Coding region: 98-541 (147 amino acids)
Biological process (GO): oxygen transport; hydrogen peroxide catabolic process
Cellular component (GO): hemoglobin complex; haptoglobin-hemoglobin complex; blood microparticle
Molecular function (GO): oxygen carrier activity; heme binding; peroxidase activity
Source: RefSeq, a predicted model, not a curated record
UUCAGCAGUAAAGAAUAAAAGGCCACAGCAUCCAGCAGCAGCACUGACUUGCUUCUGAUGCUUCUGUGGUCACCUGUAAGCUCCACGACUUGACAUCAUGGUGCAUUUUACUGCCGAGGAGAAGGCUGCUAUCACUGGCCUGUGGGGCAAAGUCAAUGUGGAAGAGGCUGGAGGCGAGGCUCUGGGCAGGCUCCUGGUUGUCUACCCCUGGACCCAGAGGUUUUUUGACAGCUUUGGGAAUCUGUCCUCUGCCUCUGCCAUAAUGGGAAACCCCAAGGUCAAGGCCCAUGGCAAGAAGGUGCUGACCUCCUUUGGAGAAGCUAUUAAGAAUUUGGACAACCUCAAAGGUGCCUUUGCUAAGCUGAGUGAGUUGCACUGUGACAAGUUGCAUGUGGAUCCUGAGAACUUCAGGCUCCUAGGCAACGUGAUUGUGAUUAUUCUGGCUACUCACUUUGGCAGAGAAUUCACCCCUGACGUCCAGGCUGCCUGGCAGAAGCUGGUGUCUGGUGUUGCCACUGCUCUGGCCCACAAAUACCACUGAAUCCUCUUUUCAAUUCACCAUUUUGUGUCCCCAGCACCUUCCUUCUGCCCAUGGGGACUGGGGUUUGGCCUUGAGGACCCAGCUUCUGUUUAAUAAAGUACAUUCUAUUCAGUGAUCAAAAAUUAA